GUCUUCCCAAAAUAGCCUGCGCUCCACGGCCUUAUAUGUGCAGGCCUGCAGCGUGUGCCUGAGGAGGCAUCAUGUAUCUGGGCCACACAAUACUCGCUGCAGGCGCAUUGUUGCUGCUUACCAGCAGGCCUGCAGCAGCCGCAGGGACGAGGCCUGUCUUUCUGUCUUGGGACGGCUCACCAUGCACCUCACCCAGCUCAACCGCGAGUGUCUCCUCCACCUUUUCUCCUUCCUAGACAAGGACAGUCGGAGGAGUUUGUCCCUUACCUGUCACCUGCUACGGGAGGCCUUCCUGGACCCCCACCUCUGGACUCUGCUCCACUUCGACUCCCCGUGUGAGCUGACGAGGGACAACUUUGUGCUGGGCCCCUCGCUGCGCUACCUGGCAGUGCGCUGGUACUCCAGCAGGGUCCUGCAGGUGUGCAACAUUGAGGAGUGGCUGAAGAGCGCGUUUCAGAAGGACAUCUGCAGUAAACAUGAGAGCCUGGUCAGCACCUUCCUGGCCCAUGUCUGCCAUAAGUGUCCCAACCUGCUCUGCCUGGCCCUGUCUGGCUGCGGACACAUCACUGACCAGGAUGUGACCUCCGUGCUACAGAGCUGCAGUAAGCUGCGCCGCCUCCACCUGGAGAACUGCGUCCGUAUCACCGACUGCAGCCUGGAGGGCGUGGCAGCUCAUGGAGACAGUCUGGAAGAGGUAAAGGUGGACUUCUGCAGGAACAUCACUCAGGCAGGGCUGCGGGCUGUCAGAGAGAAGAGGCCGCACAUCCGGCUGAGUGCAGAGAGGAGCGCUGAUAUGAUCCCAGACAGCAAGCCUGAGGAGAGGGUGUCAGUCAGGAUGACGCUGAAGAAACUCCUGCAGGUCUCCUGAUGGAAAUGCUGGAUUAGUUCCUAAACUUUUGGACUUUUAAAAACUUGAGUGCUGGGGCGGAUUGGUAUCUGUAUUUAACAGAAGUGUUUUUUCAUCCUUUUUAUACUUUAUUACAGACAUAUUAAAUACGAGUCUUCCCUACAAAUACCUUUCCAUGUUAUCCUAACCAGGAAGAAUUCCAGACACAUUUACAAUGAAGUCUUAUAAUGUAUCGACAAAUGGCCUUAUCCUGAAUUCUUAAUCGAGAUGGUGCAACUACAACUAAAGGAAUAGUUUGUCAUUUUGGAAAUAUGCUUAUAACUUUCUUGUUGAGAGUUAGAUGAGACAGUCAAUACCAAAAUCACACCUACAGUAAAUAUGAAGCUAAAGCCAGGCUAGCUGUUUCCCUCUGUUUCCAGUUUUUAUGCUAAGCUAUGCUAACCAGCUGCUGGCUCCAGCUACAUACUGACCAGCCAGGCUAACUAGAUGGACGUCUUGACCAGGCGCUCUCAGGGUUUGGAGUGAGUUACUGCCCCAAGCAUGGAGUUCAAGUGUUUUAUUGGGGUCAUGUUCAUGAGUGAGGGUAGAAUGGAGCGUCGCUGCGCUAGACCAUCGUGGUGAAGAGAGAGCUGAGUGAUAAGGCAAAGCUUUCGAUUUACUGGUCCAUCUACAUCCCAACCCUCACCUAUGGUUACUAGCUCAAGGUAAUGUCCGAAAGAAUGAAGUUGCGGAUACAAGCAGCUGUAAUGAGUUUCCUCCGUGAGCUGCCUGGGCUCAGCCUUAGAGAUAGGGUAAGGAGCCCGGACAUCCGGAAGGAGCUUGAAGUAGAGCUGCUGCUCCUUCCUGUUGAAAGGGGUUAGUUGAGGUGGUUCGGGCAUCUGAUCAGGAUGCCUCCUGCCUCCCAGGAUAUUUUGGCUUCAUAUUUGUACAGUGGAUGAAAGUGAAGAUGCAUUGUCUAUCUUUAUAUACAGUCUAUGAUUCAGAUACGAGAUUGGUAGGCUAUCACUCUCAUCUAACACUGGACAAGAAAGCGAACAAGCAUAUUUCCCAAAAUGUCAAACUAUUCUUUUAAUAGCCUUUGAGAGUUUGAUUAAAAUAUUCCACACCUCCCCCAGAGGAGUUACGCACACCUACACAGUACAAAAGAACAAAAGGCGCGUGGUUGCUCUGUGUGCUCUGUCUCUGUUAUGAUAAGACAUGUCAGAACUGGGAGGAAGGGUUCUCCUGGGGCAACAUGGCCUUGUGCCUGUUAUUGGAAACAUGUUAUAUAAGACUGUGAGACAUAUGAAAGUAGGUUGAUUAGGGGAGUGUGUCUGUCUGUAAAUGCCAUGUGACAAAUGUAUUGCAGGCUGCUGCUGCUGCUGCUGCUGCAGGGGGCUCCCUGUCCUCUGAGUGCAUCUCUGAAGGAUGACCACAGAUUUUCACACAGUUAAUGAAGAACAAGCCUUUUUUUUCCACGUCCACUGGGAUGUGCACUCAGAUAUUGUUCUUAUACUGGAUGUAGCAAAUGUUCUGUUUCCCUUUGAAACACCACAAUAUUUUUUUAUUGACUGUGUUUUUUUUUUUUACUUAGUGUGUGUGUGGGUUUUUUUGGUCGUCGCUUUUUUAACUUAUCUAUUGAAUGUGUGAGAGAUAUUUUUUAUUCUGUGUGUCUGACAAUAAAGGUUUUCUAAAUGUGAAA
Messenger RNA from Epinephelus lanceolatus (giant grouper), 2528 nucleotides. RefSeq names its product F-box and leucine-rich repeat protein 22 (gene fbxl22). Gene Ontology annotation, molecular function: protein binding. The record is from RefSeq and is a predicted model, not a curated record. Lineage: Eukaryota; Metazoa; Chordata; Actinopteri; Perciformes; Serranidae. Gene Ontology annotation, biological process: SCF-dependent proteasomal ubiquitin-dependent protein catabolic process. Gene Ontology annotation, cellular component: SCF ubiquitin ligase complex.